This is a messenger RNA of Anthonomus grandis grandis, 2807 nucleotides long. It is a transcript of the gene Lab, whose product is annotated as homeobox protein Hox-A1-like. Gene Ontology annotation, molecular function: DNA-binding transcription factor activity, RNA polymerase II-specific; RNA polymerase II cis-regulatory region sequence-specific DNA binding. Gene Ontology annotation, cellular component: nucleus. The record is from RefSeq and is a predicted model, not a curated record. Gene Ontology annotation, biological process: regulation of transcription by RNA polymerase II. The coding region runs from base 252 to 1457 and encodes 401 amino acids. Lineage: Eukaryota; Metazoa; Arthropoda; Insecta; Coleoptera; Curculionidae. The transcript has 5 exons.
CUAUAUCUAUAGUCAGUUGCGCGAGGUAAACGGUUUGUACCUAAGCUCGGAUUUUUUUCGUGGAGUCAACAUAUUUUUUGAGUGUUGUUAUUGCAGGUACUGUUACGGCAAUAGUGAAAAUCCACUACUUAGUGACUUUCGAUGGAAAAUCUGUUGGAAAUUGUUUUUCGGAAAAUACUUGCAUAGGUUAGAAAGUGCGUUUUCGUAAAACAUUUUAGUGCAUCCAGCAUAGUGACUUCAUUAGUGGAAAAAUGAUCAUGAUGGACGUUACAAGUAUGUACGGUCAAUCGUCGGCGCCAUCCUACAAUUCGUCGGAUACGAACUAUUAUAAUAAUUAUGGAAAUUCCUCUAGUGAUCAUUCUAUGGCUCCUCACCAUCAAUAUUCUGGAGGGCCUGUUGGUGGCUAUCCUGGUGCGGUUGGGUAUCAUGGAGGUAGUUUGUAUGAUGAGGCUACCUACCUUUAUGGUGUGGGUGGUGCUUCAACCGACUCCGGGGUAGAAACACCUCCGUCACCGCAAGAACCUCACCUCUACCCUCACCAGCAAAACCCACCAUCAGAAAGUUCUAUUAUAAAUACAGAAACAGGCCUGAGUUAUACCAACUUGGACUAUGCAAACUCCAAUAAUGCGAUGUAUCCACAUCAAUCGGGCUACAGCGAUGAAACUUACGCCUCCAUCAGGCCCCCUCAUGAUCUCUUUUUGCGGCACCAUGACGAUUCUAGUGAUGGCAGUUAUCAGUAUUUGCAUGACACGAAAUAUCAUCCGCAUCAGAUGGAAGAGGGAUACCAUCACCACCAUCACCCGCAUAUUGUAUCAUCUGGACAGGGUAACAUGGGAUGUAUGGAUUUUCAGCUGCAAACAAGAUAUAAAGAAGAAAUGAUGGGAAGCGAUGGUAGACUGAGACAGCAUCCUGGUAUGUCAAACAUAAGCGGUAAUCAACCUCAGCACCCAGUUAUACCAACUUACAAAUGGAUGCAAGUUAAACGAAAUAUUCCUAAACCAUCCGCUCCAAAAGUUCCUAAUGUCAACCUCGCAGAGUACUCUACUGCAGGUCAAAAUAGUCCAAAUAUGGAUCCCCAGAAUCCUGCAGCUAGAAAUGCCUGUUUGGGAUCAAAUGCCUCUAGUCUUCUUAGUAUAAAUUGUCUAAACACUGGCCGAACCAAUUUUACCAAUAAGCAGCUGACUGAGCUGGAGAAGGAGUUUCACUUUAAUAAAUAUCUAACGAGAGCAAGACGAAUUGAGAUAGCCUCGGCACUGCAACUAAAUGAGACCCAAGUAAAAAUUUGGUUUCAAAAUAGACGAAUGAAACAGAAAAAGCGAAUGAAAGAAGGACUUAUACCACCAGAGCCAAUAGUCAAUGUGCGAAGCUCUAGCAGCUCGCCAACUUCCACUAGCGCGUGUCUUCAAUCCGAUACAGUGCCUGGUAGUAAUGAAAAUAGUAGAGAAUCAAAUAAUUGAAUUUCAUUUAAGUAAAAAAAAAUAAUUUUCUGCAAAAUAAGUUUUUUAUAUUCGAAAAAUUGUCUUUUUAAAAGAAACUUUACUGAACGAUAUUAAAAAAAUCUAUUGGCAUUAUGGAAAAUCAAGAUUUAUUGAUCAUUAUCAAUAUAGUGUCAAGUUUUUAUUUUUCACUUUUCAAUUGUUGAUUUUUUCUAUGAUUUAAUUAAUUAAUUCCAAUUCUUUAAUUUUUUGCUUAUAUAUUUUUCUUAACAAUUUUUUUAAAAAAUUGUAAAAGAGAUUUAUCCUCUAGAAGAUACUAAAUAAAUCUAGAUCCUCUCUCAUAUAUUGACAUAAUAUAUCGAGUGAUAUCAUGUAUUUUUUAUUCCAAUACUCAUUCCUAUAUAAUUUUUAUAUACAUCAAAUUUUUAUUUAUACGAGAUGAUUAAAUUUAAAUUACAUAUUCUCGGGGUCAAAAUAAGACUAAUAUGCGACCUUAAAUUCACUCCCUCCAACCUAAAGCUAUUGCAAAUUGCAAUAGAAACGUAUAUUAUGAAUUAUGGCUGCAAUUAGGCCUCAAAUGCUUUCAAAAUUUAUAGGUAAUUAUUUAUUGAAAUAAUAAUCGUACCGAUAAGUCACAAAAUUUUUUCAUUGAGGGGAUGAAUUUUCGAAUGCAUUUUUAAAGAAAAAAAACUCUUAUUUUAACCCUAGGACAUAUAUUUUUUUUUCUUUUGUUUUAUAACAUCCGGUUUAAUUAGAAUUCUAUCGAAUGAUGGAUUUUUAGGUAAAAAUCCAAAUUUAUUUUAAUUAAAUAACGGUAAAUCAUUUAUAAAUUUACACCUAAUAAUUUAUAUACCAGGUUACUUAUUAAAACAUAAUCUUAGUUUUUGCAUAUGUACAAAAGUUGAUAUGUACAAAUAUUUUAAAAUAACUAGUUUGGUGAAUGCGCUAGGCUAUGGUGCCCAUGUAAAGUAUACUAAUAAUAUUCGUAAUCGCCAAAGACUCUUUUAUAAAUUAACAAGUGAUAAAAUGAAAUUAUAAGUUAUUAAUAUAAAAGUAAUAUAAUUGGUAAAAUGUAUAGUAAUUUUAAACUCAAAUUUCUCUAGGUCUUAUCAAAAUACGUAAAUUUGGUGAUGUACGUACGUUGUGUAAAAAAAAUUAGUAAAAUUUUUAUAAUUGGAAAUAAAAUAUCAUGUGUGAAUGUUAAAUAUUUUCGUUUUAUUCAAAGAUUUAAUCUGUAUUUGAAAAUCUUAAAAAUAUAUAUUAAGACAUUAUUUUGUAAAUAUGCAGUUUGUAUAUAGUUAAGUGUAAUGUAGAUUACUCAGGGCUGUACUAUUGUGUAUUAUGUUAUGGUAAUAAAUAAUUUUAAAAUCA